AUGUUCAGAUCUCAGGUACUUCGGCACAUUGCCCGCGCGGCUACGGUACAGGCUCCUCGAGCAGCCUUCCGACCCGCACAGCCAGCCAUUUCUUCAAUUCGUCACUUCACCUCUUCUCCAAGUCGUUUGGAUAAAGAUUCUCAGAAUGAAGACCCAGUCGAUGCAGCGACGACGUCAGGCGAGCCUGGCGAGAGUGGCGACCACGAGGGCCAGUACGCGCGAACUCGGGACGACAUUGUCGUAGAGUACCCAGAAGAGAAGGACCUGCCACCUUCGAAUCCCGUCGUAGGCCGUGGAGGCGAGCACUCGAAGCGCACAUUGGCCUCUUUUUCCAUGGAGGGCAAGGUAGCCGUCGUCACUGGUGGAGCUCGAGGUCUGGGCCUGGUCAUGGCACAGGCACUGGUUACAUCUGGUGCCGACGUUGCCAUUGUUGACAUGAAUAAAGAAGAAGGAGAGCGAUCCGCACAGGGGCUCGUUGAUGUAUACAAGAAAGAGAACCCCGCAUCGAGAAGGACACCAAAGGUCACAGCUCACUUUUGCGAUGUCUCGAGUCCAACCUCCGUCAACCAGUCCUUUGCCGAGAUCUUGAAGCGUCAUGGCAAGGUCGACAACCUUGUCACAUCUGCUGGCUUCACCGAGAACUACGAUGCCAUCUCAUACCCCCACGACCGCAUGCAGAAGCUGUGGGGCGUCAACGUCGACGGCACAUACCUAUACGCCGUGGCAGUGGCAAAGCACCUCAUGGAGAGGAAGGCGCCUGGAAGCAUCGUCAUGAUUGGCAGCAUGUCUGGCUCCAUCGUCAAUGUCCCGCAGCCACAAGCCCCAUACAAUGCCGCAAAGGCAGCAGUGCGACACUUGGCAGCUAGUUUAGCUGUUGAGUGGGCCGGUGCAGGAAUCCGCGUGAACUGCAUUUCCCCUGGAUACAUGCUUACUGCAUUGACCAAGAAGAUUCUUGACGACAACCCAGAACUCCAGAAGCAGUGGACAUCGCUGAUUCCUGUCGGCAAGAUGGGACGUCCCGAGGACCUGAUGGGCGCUGUCACUUUCUUGUCCAGCGACGCCAGCUUAUACGUUACGGGUGCGGAUCUCCGGGUUGACGGUGCUUACACCUGCACGUAA
Messenger RNA from Bipolaris zeicola 26-R-13, 1119 nucleotides. RefSeq lists its product as uncharacterized. Lineage: Eukaryota; Fungi; Ascomycota; Dothideomycetes; Pleosporales; Pleosporaceae. Gene Ontology annotation, molecular function: oxidoreductase activity, acting on NAD(P)H, oxygen as acceptor. The transcript has 4 exons. Gene Ontology annotation, cellular component: intracellular anatomical structure. The coding region runs from base 1 to 1119 and encodes 372 amino acids. The record is from RefSeq and is a predicted model, not a curated record.